AUGGCAGUUUCCAUAAUUGUAGGUCUCUAUGAAGCAGGCUCAUGGACAAGGUACCUACCAUCCACAAGUAAAUCACAUAAUUGGGAUUCUCUUUCCUCUAGGAAUAAGCCGUCAAAGAUCAUGGACCCAUUGACAGACGAAGAAAGACUAAUCCCUGCACCCCAAGAGCUGUCUCCAGCGCCGUCCCCGGCGCCGUCCCCGGCACCGGUCAACUUUUUCAGGAGUGGACGCGCAAGGGUCGUCUUGUGCAUCCUCUUCUGUGAGCUGUGUGAACGAUUGACUUACUAUAGUAUCAUAGGAAACCUCGUCAUCUUCUGCACCAAUGAACUCGGGUACUCCAGUGCCACGGCAGCUGUGAUAGUCGCAGCCUUUUCCGGGACGUCGUAUUUUGUGCCUAUUUUCGGAGGCUGGGUCGCCGACUCGAUUGCUGGGAAAUACAACACAAUCUAUGGGAGUUUGCUUAUAUAUUUUGUUGGUGCUGUCACUCUUCCUCUUAUCUCAAUUUACUAUGAGGACUAUGGAGAUGGCAAUGCGGGUCUUACAAACUCUCAAAAGCAAGGAUUCUUUGUGUUUGGUCUCCUGCUAAUCUCCAUCGGAACAGGAGGCAUCAAGUCCAAUGUAGGUCCUUUUGGAGCCCAGCAGAUGGAGGAUCUAGGCGAAGGGGCAGUGCAGACUUUCUUCUACUGGUUUUACUGGUUCAUCAACGUUGGCUCAGGGAUCGCCUACUCUGCUGUCGUCUAUGUCCAGCAGGAAGUUGGUUUCGAUGUAGGUUUCACCAUUCCCACCGUCUCCAUACUCCUGUCUAUUAUUAUCCUUGUUCUCAGCCGCAACAAGUACUUAAUGAAGGAUCCAGAAGGGAGCGUACUGACUAAAGUAGUGAAGAUCACUUUCGAUGGGACAAAGCAAUGUACAUGUAUGCACCCAAACCAAGAUGAAGACCUUGAUAGCUGCCUGGACAGGACUAAGAUCUCAAAAGGGGGGCGAUACCAGGACCAAGAGGUCGAUGAUGUCAAGUCUCUGGGGCGCGUGAUACCGGUCUUCAUACCCAUCGUCGUCUAUUGGACCAUAUAUAUCCAGAUGUCAUCCACCUAUUUACUGCAAGGAGAGAGGAUGAGAUUAAAGUACGGAGAGUUCACGAUACCUGUUGCUGCCCUCAAUCUCUUCAAUGUGGUUAUCAUCCUGAUUCUUAUACCCAUCAUGGAUCGAAUCGUCUACCCUUGUUUUGAGAGGAACGGUAUGAGGUUGUCCAUGCUAAAGAGAAUAGGAAUUGGAAUGUUUUUUGCUGCCGGCUCUAUGAUUGUGGCAGCCAUCGUAGAGAUAUGUCGGAAGAACGUGAUGCGAGAUGGGGGGUUCCUAGAGCAAACGAUUGCAGACGUCACAUACAAUGCUUCGGACAUCUCUGUCUUUGCCCAGAUUCCCCAGUACUGCUUGAUUGGAACCAGUGAAGUCUUCACAAGUAUCACAGGUCUUGAGUUUGCGUACUCCCAGUCACCUGACUCCAUGCAGGGUGUCAUCAUGGGGCUAUUCCUGAUGACCACCGGUCUAGGAAGCUACCUAGGGUCCCUACUGGUUAUCAUCGUCAAUGCUGCUUCAUCAGAUACCUGGAUACCGGAUGAAAUCAACGAUGGAUUCUUGGAAUAUUUUUACUUCCUUCUUGCCGGGCUGAUGCUGCUCGACUUCCUCUUCUUCCUGAUCAUCGCACACCGGUAUAAAUAUGUCAAUGGCAGCACUCGGACGGGCAGUGUAGAUUCCUUUAGCAGCAAACCCAAUGAAGAACUGGGUUACUCUUAUAACACAGAGACGGAAUCGCUGCUUCCGAAAUCUCCAGAACCUCAGUCAAAGAGAGUUGAAAAUGAUUAUUCUUUUUCAUAGAGGUAUGUCUUGAUUGCACAAGAAACAGUUUGUCUGAAGGAUAUUUUAUCAAAGCUGUGUUUAUUACUUAAUCUAUUGAAACCAAAUAGAGAUUUUUUUAAGGGUGUGAUAAAAUGACAUUUUAGCUCAUGAUUGAAAUGUGAAUUUUAGAAUCGUUUUUAUAGAAUUUUUAAAAUAUUUCUUUAGAUCUUUCAAAUCAUAUCAGGGAAUUUGUACAACUUCAGUAGAUUUUGAAAAAUAUAUACUUUUUUCUUCUUCAUCCAUGUAGUAGGCUACAGUCAACCUUUUGUGUAUAAUCAUACUUUUAGCAGGUAUGGUGUGGAUGCUAAUAUGUACAGUGCAGGUUAAAACAACUAAGUCAUUAGCUAUGUACAGUGCAGCUAAAAAUAAGUGACUUUAUAAAGCUCCCAAAAAUGUUCUGUAAUCUGAUUGGUCCAAAUCUGAUCACAUGAUAUUCAGUGAAUUGCACUAUUGCAUCCAAAAUGCAC
This is a messenger RNA of Lytechinus variegatus (green sea urchin), 2360 nucleotides long. Its product is annotated as solute carrier family 15 member 4-like. The transcript is spliced from 8 exons. Lineage: Eukaryota; Metazoa; Echinodermata; Echinoidea; Temnopleuroida; Toxopneustidae. Gene Ontology annotation, cellular component: membrane. Gene Ontology annotation, molecular function: transmembrane transporter activity. The record is from RefSeq and is a predicted model, not a curated record. The coding region runs from base 1 to 1872 and encodes 623 amino acids. Gene Ontology annotation, biological process: transmembrane transport.